This is a messenger RNA of Aplosporella prunicola CBS 121167, 1803 nucleotides long. RefSeq lists its product as uncharacterized. Bases 1 to 1803 code for a protein of 600 amino acids. The transcript has 5 exons. The record is from RefSeq and is a predicted model, not a curated record. Lineage: Eukaryota; Fungi; Ascomycota; Dothideomycetes; Botryosphaeriales; Aplosporellaceae.
AUGCCUCGGGAGUUUCCAGUAUUUGCGGAGUGGUCCGCGAAGCCAGAUGCCCUCCCAGUCUCAAUUGUGGAUACUGGCCCAGUCGCUCGAGCAUUUUUACCCGUCAAUAUUGAAGACUCCAACAUUGUGCAGUUUGAGGGGACAGGCUCGUUAUUCGACGCACGGGUAGUUUGUGUUCGACCCGUAAUUGAAGCAGUGGAGUUUGACGACUACUGGACCCAGGGAUAUGUAUCACUUGGACCACUUCUGGAAGACCUGUCCAAAGUUCUCAGAUAUAAUGGAACGCGUGGUUUUGUGGACGAACUCGGGAUUACGCCAUCAGACAAAUUCACUCAAGAAUCGGGGCCUAACUUACAGUUCCACGGACUAUCGCCAACGUUCGGUGGUCUGGUGAACCAAUUCGACCCGACAAUUAAUAGCACAAUCAAAGUCAAUUUCCCUAGCGAUUGGUCAUCAGAGACAUUGGUCGGAACCUUAGCCAACAUUGAUACGGGAAGCAGAAAUGACCAGGCCGGCGAUGACCUUCAGUGGCAUAUCGAACUUGGGCACGCUUCACAUGGGGAGCACCGUAACGCCACAUUCCAUGAGAGAGGCUCAUGGCUCGUAUACAUGCCUAAUACAACUGACAUCCCUUCCUUCGAAGCAUCAUUAUGUUUUGAUUCAAUGUACAAUCAACUCUUCUCGUAUAAUAGAUAUUAUCACCCUCAAGAUUUUCCAGUUACCGCACGAAAGAGGAGUCUGAAAACUGAUUUUGAAGAUCCUGCUCCUAAAUGGGAUUCCAAAAAUAAUAAAUACGAUACAAGGAGAUUACCCCAGCAUCUCGGUGCCGCUGUCCCAGAUUCUUAUGAACGAAACGUCUUCGACCUUGAUAUUGACAGUGUGAAUGAAAAGAUGGAAGAAUACAUUGAUCAGUGGGAUCCAGAUUUCAAGGCUGCAAUCGAAGACUGGAAUGAUAUGGGAAGUACCAUUUAUGUCAAUACCUCACAACGCGACAUUCUAAGAACAAACAAAGAUAUUCUUAACCUAACCGGCUCAGACUACCUGAAGACGAUGUACGCAGACUUUCUCAACCGUUUGCUAUGGAAUCCGACCGUGACACCCACCGAUAUUGUGGAGGCCACAUUCAAGGCAGGAUCUGCGCGUACCAAUGAGCCUGAUAGUACUUCCGACAAACUUGAUGAGAGUUACCUCCUUCUCCAUCCUGUUUCGAUCGCACUAGUAGAAGACAUACUAGAAGACACGGAUAACCCAGCGCUCGCAUGGCAGGCACUAACAACUUCGUUGAUGGGCGCGGCCUAUCGCGAUUGGGCUCCUUACUUCACUGUCUCCGAGCCAGUUACCACAAUUCUUGCUAUAUCAACGCAAUUUCCUCAGCACCAGAAAGGUUUCUGGAUCGUCGUCGGGAACCUCGUUGCACAUUUCGCUUUGGUCACAACUGCGUUCAUCUGGUUCCUCAGAUCCACUCAAUACAGCUUGCUCAACAAUCCCUGGCAAGCAGUAUCGCAGCUGAUAGCCCCGGAGACGAAAGAACUCUUGGAAAACGCCACGAUGGCCGACGGCAAGCAGGUCCAGGAAUGCAUCCGUGCUUCUGGCAGGGAAGGCUUGAGGUUCAAGAUCAAAAAGGAAUCGGAGAAAGACCGCGUUUGCUUGUUGCUUGCUCAACAGGUUGAUGGCGAUAUCAAAACCCUCAAACAACAACCCAGUCAGGAGGACAUAGAGCUGGUUACUCGAGCGAGUAGUGUCGAAAUUGGUGGCUUGUCGCGGCGCAGGCAGGAGCAGUCAUCGGAAAAGGCCAAUGCUUGA